Paracoccidioides lutzii Pb01 is the source of this 345-nucleotide messenger RNA. RefSeq lists its product as hypothetical. The transcript has 2 exons. Bases 1 to 345 code for a protein of 114 amino acids. The record is from RefSeq and is a predicted model, not a curated record.
AUGGAUGCAUUCCUAAGAACCCUUGAGGGUAGCUCUGCCGACCUGCGAAAAAUGUCAGUCAAUUUCGACUGUAAUGGCGCGACACUAUCUCCUCCGUCCCCUUCAGCCAAAAUAACCCCUAUCAUCUCCACUUCCUCCACCCCAAUACCACUGCACACAACCCUCACUCCAUCCCUCCCAAUCUCCCAGCUCCCAACAACACCAACGGUCGAACUCGCCAUCCUCCCCUUCCCCAGCGCCCUCCCUUUGGAUAAAAAAGAAGCCAUAAACCACUCGUUAGCAAACAUGCGCUCGAAUAUGCUACAUAUGGGGCCCACAGCAACUGCAGACGGCAACAGGCAAUGA